This is a messenger RNA of Ochotona curzoniae (black-lipped pika), 3991 nucleotides long. Its product is annotated as transcription factor EB. The record is from RefSeq and is a predicted model, not a curated record. Gene Ontology annotation, biological process: positive regulation of DNA-templated transcription; humoral immune response; regulation of transcription by RNA polymerase II. Lineage: Eukaryota; Metazoa; Chordata; Mammalia; Lagomorpha; Ochotonidae. Gene Ontology annotation, molecular function: protein dimerization activity; DNA-binding transcription factor activity, RNA polymerase II-specific; RNA polymerase II cis-regulatory region sequence-specific DNA binding. Gene Ontology annotation, cellular component: nucleus. The transcript has 10 exons. The coding region runs from base 2003 to 3433 and encodes 476 amino acids.
GAGCAGCUGGGGCUUGAACUGGCAACCAUAUGGGAUGCUGGCCUUGAAGGAGAUGGCUUUACCCACUGGCUGCACCACGUGCCAGCCCCUGGCUUUUUUCCCCUAAACUCUGAAGUUAGUUGUUCAUUUUCAUACCUCCUUGGAAAGGGUAUGGGUUCAAAGACUCGGGGGAGAGUCCCACAGCAGCAGUGCAGGACUUGUGGGAUGGAGAAAGGAAGGAAGCUGACAGUGUGGGCCUCUUUGGUUCCAUCUCUCUGGGAAUCAUGGUUAUCCAGUGGGGCUGGAGUCUUUGGUUAGGGGUCCUGGGAAAGGAAGGGUGUGGACUCCCUUGGCUCUGGUGUAGGUGUAGGUGGCACUCAGGAGGGCUGGUUCCGGACUGUGGGUGCCCAGGGGAAUAUGCCUGGGGCCUUGACAGCUUUGGCCUCAUUAGCCAAGGCCUGACCUGGUGGUGUGCCAGGCAGGCCCUCUUGCCAUAGUCUCCUUCCUGUCUUUGUCCAGUGGCUUGUCCAGGAAGACCCUUCCCACGGGAGCCUGUCCCCAGUGCCCCCUUCAGUGGGUUCAGCAAACACUCAAGGAGCUCUGAGGAGGUGCUAUGCAGAGAGCAGAAGCUGGGCUGGGGUGGGGGAGGGCUCUUUCUGGGGCAUGAAUGAAGCUCUUCUCAAGCUAGAAGUUGGCUGGCCCUUGGCAGCUAGCAUGGUUAGUUCCUGCAGGCAGCACCUCCAUGACUCCACACUCUCCCAGGCAAGCUGGGUGCUGGUGGCACAGGGCCUGGCACUGUCACCCAGUCCCCUCCCACCUCGAGCAUCCUGAGACUGUGAUUGCCGUGGUUUUCUGACUUCCUUUUUCUUUCUCUCACUGCCCUGCCCAUGGCUGCCAUGUGGCUGCCUUUAGUCAGCUGGAAACUAGGCCUUCUAGUGCUUUCCUUCUGUGUCUCCAGCAGAAGAUGAUGUAAUUUAUGGGGCCCGAGAGGAGAGGACACCUUGGCCCUCCAUUAAAGCCUGGAUUCUGCUUGCUUCCAUUCCCACACCUGUCGGCUUCAUCCCACUGCAGCUCUCAUCCCUAAGGGGACAAGGGAAUAAGAUGAGGCCGAGCUCCUGCACUGAACAGAGGAGGAGGCCCGUUGGGACAGGUGCAUGGAGUGAGGGGACAGCAGUCCCUGGGCCACUGCCCGCGCUGGCCACCCGGCCUCCCCCGCCAGGCGUGAGUCAGAUCGAAAGCAGAAGCUGCCAGACACCGCGGAGAGUGAAGCGAGGCAGAACCAACUGUGCUAUUUUGGAAGCCGGUUAAUUCCCCCUCGCGCCGCCCCGCCUCCCUCUCUCUCUGGGCUCUCAUCCUCCUCCUAGCACUUUGGCCUCCUCAGGGAGCAGUUAGGACAGGGCUGGAGUUCCCUGAUGUGUGUCUCUGUGUGUAGGGGGUUGAUGGGAGAGGGCAGAAAGCCGGUUACCAGCUCUUCCCUUUGCCAAUCCCCCACCCCUCCAAUUCUGGUGGGGAGAGGGGAGGAGCUGGCGUCUCCCAGCGCCCGUGGGUGUUGGAGGCCAGAGCGCCCCCUCUCGGCGGCGCCCGUGGGUAGGGCGGCCCCGGUGAGCGGCCAGGUCACCGGCUCUCAACCCUGCCCUGUGGCCCUGGCGCCGCCCUCCCCGCCUGUCUUUCGCCACCAUCGGGGCCAGCUGUCAGCUGCCUCUCCCAGGGUCGUGAGUGACGAGCACCUCAGGUGGGAGCCUCUCCCGGCAGUGAACCUCAGCGGCCUGGGAGGGAUUUCCGGGCCCUGGGGAGAGAUAUUUUGGGGCUGUGGGCCUUUGCAGAACCUGUGAAAUCGCUCACCCCGCAGUAGACCUGACCAAUCCCCUUAAGCCAUCAGCUCACUCAUUGGACAUCCUAGGCCUGCUUGGAGUUCUGUUCCUCCCGUCCACCCUUUUGGGUUUCUUUGGAGCCCAGGCGAGCCUGGGGGUCCCUGCCGUCCAGCCUGCAGUGGAGAAAGAGGGAGCCAGCUCCAGCAGCCGCCAUGGCGUCUCGCAUCGGGCUGCGCAUGCAGCUCAUGCGGGAGCAGGCGCAGCAGGAGGAGCAGCGGGAGCGCAUGCAGCAGCAGGCUGUGAUGCACUACAUGCAGCAGCAGCAGCAGCAGCAGCAACAGCAGCUGGGAGCGCCGCCCACCCCCGCCAUCAACACCCCUGUCCACUUCCAGUCACCACCGCCUGUGCCAGGCGAGGUGCUGAAGGUGCAGUCCUACCUGGAGAACCCCACUUCCUACCACCUGCAGCAGUCACAGCACCAGAAGGUGCGCGAGUACCUGUCCGAGACCUAUGGGAACAAGUUUGCCGCCCACCUAAGCCCUGCUCAAGGCUCCCCAAAGCCCCCACCGGCUGCCUCCCCUGGGGUGCGGGCGGGACAUGUGCUGUCCACUUCUGCUGGCAACAGUGCCCCCAACAGCCCCAUGGCCAUGCUGCACAUCAGCUCCAACCCUGACAAAGAGUUCGAUGAUGUCAUUGACAACAUCAUGCGCCUGGAUGACGUCCUGGGCUACAUCAACCCUGAGAUGCAGAUGCCCAACACGCUCCCCCUGUCCAGCAGCCAUCUGAACGUGUACAGCAGCGACCCCCAGGUCACGGCCUCCCUGGUGGGCGUCACCAGCAGCUCAUGCCCCGCAGACCUGACCCAGAAGCGAGAGCUCACAGAUGCUGAGAGCCGGGCCCUGGCCAAGGAGCGGCAGAAGAAAGACAAUCACAACCUAAUUGAAAGGAGGCGCAGGUUCAACAUCAAUGACCGCAUCAAGGAGUUGGGAAUGCUGAUCCCCAAGGCCAACGACCUGGACGUGCGCUGGAACAAGGGCACCAUCCUCAAGGCGUCCGUGGACUACAUCCGGAGGAUGCAGAAGGACCUGCAGAAGUCCAGGGAGCUGGAGAGCCACUCUCGGCGCCUUGAGAUGACCAACAAGCAGCUGUGGCUCCGCAUCCAGGAGCUGGAGAUGCAGGCACGUGUACACGGCCUCCCCACCACCUCCCCGUCUGGCAUGAACAUGGCCGAGCUAGCCCAGCAGGUGGUGAAGCAGGAGCUGCCCAGUGAAGAGGGCCCCGCCGAGGCCCUGAUGCUGGGCGCCGAGGUCCCUGACCCUGAGACGCUGCCCGCUCUGCCCCCGCAGGCCCCACCGCCCCCACCCGCCCAGCCACAGUCCCCCUUCCAUCAACUGGACUUCAGCCACAGCCUGAGCUUUGGGGGUGGGGCUGACGAGGGGCCCCAGGGCUACACCGAGCCCCUGGGGCCAGAGCAUGGCCCCCCAUUCCCCAGCCUGUCCAGGAAGGAUCUGGACUUCAUGCUUCUGGACGACUCCCUGCUGCCCCUGGCCUCAGACCCCCUCUUCUCCACCAUGUCGCCCGAGGCUUCCAAGGCUAGCAGCCGGAGGAGCAGCUUCAGCAUGGAGGAAGGGGAGGUGCUGUGACACCACUGCCCGCCCCUGUGCUGGGGGGGGGGCAUGGGGGGCGGGCCGGGCCGGCCCCUCCCCCUUCAGGGUGCACCUGUGUGUGAAGUAGCCACCUGCCCCGCCUCAUGCCUCCCUGUUGGCUCCUUGUUUGGACUUAGUGCCUGCCUGGCAGCCUGUGGGGUGAGGAGCAGACCCCCCCACACACACCCAGCCUGGCUCUGUGCACCCCUCCAUAUCCCCAUGGAGCUGGGUGGGAACAGGAGAGGGCACAUGGAGGGGACAGUGGGCCGUUCCCCUAUCCCGGGGAAGGACAACAGCCAUGGUGGGUUCUGGAAGCUGCUUUCUGAGGCCACCGGGGGUCCUUUCCGGGGCCCAGCCUGCGGCCAAACCGACCCCUGCCCACUGCCCUCCUCCCCGCAGGGCUCCCACCCCCCCUUUGGUGCUAACAGCUCUCCACCUGGUGGUGUGAGGGUGGGGGUGGCUGGAGGAGAGGGUGGGCGGGGCUCAGGUGAGAGUGGGAGAGCAGUCCCCUCUCGCCCUCCCACUUUGUGCCUUUAGUAAACACUGUGCUUUGUA